This is a messenger RNA of Triplophysa rosa, 1605 nucleotides long. RefSeq names its product Epstein-Barr virus induced 3 (gene ebi3). Gene Ontology annotation, cellular component: membrane; signaling receptor complex; external side of plasma membrane. Gene Ontology annotation, molecular function: cytokine receptor activity; cytokine binding. The coding region runs from base 1 to 906 and encodes 301 amino acids. The transcript has 6 exons. Gene Ontology annotation, biological process: cytokine-mediated signaling pathway. Lineage: Eukaryota; Metazoa; Chordata; Actinopteri; Cypriniformes; Nemacheilidae. The record is from RefSeq and is a predicted model, not a curated record.
AUGUGUUUGAUGUAUGUUUUUGGAGCACUGGUCAUCACAGCGACAGCCUUUAGCCAAGACAUGACAACUUUAACGACAAAAAACAAUUCUGUUCAAGACCUGUUUGUAGCAGUGGGUUCAUUUGUUCAGAUACCAUGCAUUGACGGAGAGCAAAAGGGGGUGGAGUGGAAAUUUAACAACUCUGUGCUUUUCUCGAGCCCUGUUCUUUCCCUAAAGAACAUCAGCCUGCAGGACCAAGGCAUCUACACCUGCCACCAACCAAAUGGGAACCCGAUACAAAGAGUCUUUCUACACCUGGGCUAUUCUCCUCCUUCUCCAGAUGUGCAUUGUUGGUCUCCAAGUUACCCUAAAAGGGCAGUAUGCUCCUGGACGCUGAAUCCGAAUCCUAUACUUCCAACACAUUACAUUGCUACAUAUAGGAGCUAUUCAGACCCACUUUCCAGUGCCCAUCAAUGCCAAACAUGGGGAAAGGAAGAGAGGCAAUGUGUGCUACAAGAACUGAAGAUAUUUGAAAGCGAACCAACUCUUUUCAACAUCACAGCUAUUAAUGCUUUGGGAAGCGCAACACGAAUAUGGCCAUUUAUUUUUGAGGAAAUAGUGAAACCAGAUCCUCCAGUAAAUGUGACAUUGACGGUAAUGCCAGGGAAGAAGCUUUCUGUGCAAUGGGGUCCACCACCCAGCUGGCCGGAUCCUGUCAACUUUCCUCUUAAAUACACAGUGAAAUUCCACUGGGGCAAACCUGACACAGCCAGAACUCUGGGCCCUUAUGAGUCUCAUAACAUGGUUCUCCGUGGACUAGUGGCUGGAAGAACCUAUCACAUCCAAAUAUCUGCAAAGGACUUUCUGGACAAUGGACAGAGCAGUGACUGGAGUUCACCUAUAAGUGCCACUAUACCUAGUAAUUGAUAUGCACAACGUUAGCUUUAUGUCAAAUACUGAAUAGACGUAUUCAAGCUUGAACAUCCAGAUUAUCAUCAUAAACAAUUAACCAAGCGUAGCUUCAUCCUACAUACUAUCACAAGCGUGUAAACAUUUAGAAAAUCUCAUUGCUGUUUUAAUUUGUUUGCGAAAAAUAAAAUGCAGCGUAAGAAAAUGUGUUCAUAUCCGUUCCGUUGAAAACAAGACUCAACAGAUGUUUUAUGGUCAUUUAAAACAAGAUGUUCAAAGUAAUCAAGAAUUUUUAUUAAAGUAUUUUUGUGAAUUUGCUAUUUUAUUACAAAUGAUACCAGAAACAGAGAAACACUGGAUGUGAAUAAAAAACAAAUAAAGAAAAAUCUGUAUGAUCAAAUGAAUAAUCAGAGUAGGCCUAAGUCUUUUAUGUUGUCUGAUAUGAAGUAUAAGGAACGUUAUAAAAAUUGACCACAAAAUAGGCUACAUCCCUUUCACAAAAUAAUUUCUUUGAUAAUGAAGACUGUGACUUUUAAACCUUUUAUUUAAAGGAGUCAUAUGACAUAUAUUAUCGUUUGUAUUAGAUGUAAAGCAAUGUGUACACACGAUUUAAGGUUUAAAAACGCUGUAUUUUCCACAUACCGUGCAUGUUUGUAUCUCCUCUUUGCCCCGCCUCUCUGAAACACGCAGAUUUUUUACAAAGCUCAUCGCUCUGAA